AUGAAGGUUAUCGCAGAUCUCUGUGUUGUUCCAAUGGGAGUCGGUGUCUCGGUCUCGAAAUACGUUACUGCGUGUGAAAAAGUACUGAAGGCAGCAGGUUUGGAGACAAAACUACACGCUUACGGCACCAACAUUGAAGGCGAGUGGGAUGUUGUAUUUGCAGCAAUUCGGCGGUGCCAUGAGGUUGUCCAUGAGAUGGGUGCACCCCGAAUCACAACGACGCUCAAGUUUGGCACCCGAAUUGACAGAACGCAGACAAUGGAUGAUAAGGUUAGCAGUGUCCAAAAUCAGUUAGAGACAGAAUAA
Molecule: messenger RNA, 306 nt
Organism: Geodia barretti
Lineage: Eukaryota; Metazoa; Porifera; Demospongiae; Tetractinellida; Geodiidae
Source: the annotation of a GenBank genome assembly